This is a messenger RNA of Magallana angulata, 3012 nucleotides long. RefSeq lists its product as uncharacterized. The transcript is spliced from 2 exons. The record is from RefSeq and is a predicted model, not a curated record. Bases 49 to 1956 code for a protein of 635 amino acids. NCBI's taxonomy places the organism in Eukaryota, Metazoa, Mollusca, Bivalvia, Ostreida, Ostreidae.
UAUAACGAAUACACUAAUGAAUCUGCCGAUUCUCGCGAGUCUCUGAAAAUGGGAAAGAGCUUGUGUGAUCGAAUAAUUUUCGAAUUGUUUCAAAGGGCUCAGGCGGCUUCUAAACGACUACAAACAAAGCCAGGACUGACUUCAGAAAUAAAUCCAUACUACAUAAGCCCUAUAUACUUUUGGAAUCAACUACAGCUAGCUGUUGGUUCAGAGGAGGAUGUCCAUAUUCGCAGGGAAGUAAUCGCACUUUAUGUGUAUGCUUUACGUGAUUCAACAGCUUAUCAGUGUCAAUACAUAUCCGGAAGUAAAGGUGAGGGAUUUUUGUUUGAUUGGAGUGAUCUUGAUGUACUGUUAUCUACACCUUUUCCGAAAAUCAGCAUGGAAUCGUUUCAUCCUAAAUGUGAGUUGAUAGCUACGAGAAAUGGUUGCAAACCAGGAUUCUGUAAAUUAACUAGAUUUGGCAUCAAGUGGUAUUGGUCAAGAAUACAAUUUUUACUAUUAAGACAAACUGUGGCUAUUAAUGUAAACUUUGACCAGAGGAAUCAUGGACCCUGUUUUUCAACAAAUUAUCCAGAUGGAUUUGACCGUUGUCAUGCGAUUGUCAUACAUCCAGAUUCAUCAAAUGUAUUCUUGCAAACCUUUGAAACAAAGUUUUGGAAUGAUGUAAAAAUGAAAAUAAUUAACCAAAAUAUACCGGUUAUGCAUUGUGUUCCUAAAGGUCCAGUAAAUGGAGACGAAAAUGGACAUCAAUGGUUGAUUUCAUUUUCUGUUCUUGAGCAAAAAAUUGUCCAUUCAUUAAACCAUGUUCAGUUCUGUUGUUACGGUUUGAUGAAAAUUAUAAUACAUGUAGUUAUUGAUUUAUGUGCUGAAACAGAGGAUACGGUUUCUUCCUACCACUUGAAAACAGUUCUAUUUCAUAUUCUUGAAGAUAUUCAUCCUGAGUUUUGGAUUCCACAAAAUAUAUUCUACUGUCUACGUAUCUGUUUAACUCGACUCUUAUUAUUUGUCAUGAGAGGCUGUUGUCCAAGUUAUUUUACACCUGAAAAUAACCUUUUUUCGAAACCGAGAAUGGUUGAGAAAAGACGCUCAAUACAAGAAAAUAUUCUUGUAGUGCUUCGUUGUGAAAAUGCAUUGAUAAAUUAUUUAAUAAGCUUACAUGUUCCUUUAGAAAUGAUGAGAUUAAACAACGAGCCUCGCAAGCUGCGCACAUUCUAUUCAUUAUGCUUAGCCCUUAUAGUGGUAAAUGGUCACCAGACUACGUAUCGUGAAUGCAUGAAUUCCGUCCUAAAGAUCAUGGUUGCAUUACAAAGUGAAGAAAACCAGCUGAGAAUUGCUAUUCUGAAAUACAUAUGGCUUUUGGUUAUGAGAAGAGUAGGCGUACUUCUGUAUGACAAAUUUGUGCUGACUGGUUUUGAAUCGUAUUUAUUAUCAGCAGAAGUGGCAUUUAUGUUUGGACAACACGCUGAUAUAUUUGGUUCACUCUACUUGGCGACACUUUGGUAUUGUGAAAAAAGGUAUCAGAAAUGCAUUAAAUUGAUAUCUGAGACUGUUAAAAAUCUACCAAUCACUCCCCUAAUUGAAUCUGUCAAUUUUGAAUCUCUGUCAAAAAAAUGUUCAAAAAAAUCUUGUGAUUAUACUAGUUUGUUUGAGAACCAUUUUGUGAAAUUGGCUGUAAAUAUCCAUAAAUCCAGUCAUUUUUAUCCAAAAGAUAUACACGAGCUGGUUGAAAAUGCAAAAGUUUUCCUUAUCACAAUGUAUAAUAAAUCGUAUGCGUAUUUUUUACUAUUCCUUUGUUAUUACAACAUGCACGAAACAUCGGAAUGUGCUUGGAUAUUUUUGGAGUUGUGCCAGUCAUACAAAGAAUUUCCAUUUUUUUUAAUAAAAGACAAAUUGUUCCAACAAAAUACAAAAAAGUUGAUAGAUAUUGCAGCAAUGAAGUUUCAAAACUUCUGCUAGUGUGCAUAUGGAUAUACGACUCUUUUUCCAUUAAAAAUUAAUAGAUCAUUAAAACAUUUGUAUACAAAGGUACAUGGCACAUGUUUCAAUAUAUGAAAUAAUUGUUGCCAAUGACUUUCAUAUUCUUUUUAUAUGUUUCUUGUGUUUCAUGUUUAAAAUUGUUUCAGUCAAGAACCUUUUUAUAAUGAUAAUUUUUAGUGUUUAAUAGACAUGUGUUAUUAAAUGCUUGCAUUGUUGAGACAUUAGAGAGACAUUAACAUAUGUCGCGACAAUAUACGGUUGUUCUGGGGUGCAGUUGUGACCGUGUCCUUUUAGAGAUGACUUUUGGUUUUUAUAUUCGAGUGCAAUGUGCAACAUUUCAAAAUGCAUUAAAUUCAAAAGAUCAUACAUUGAUAAUAAUUUCCUAAUUUACUUUUGCAUAGAAUGACUAAUUUUUAAUGUUACUAGAAAUUAAAGUACAGCAACAAUUCUUUUGCUAAUUUAUCAUUUUUUAUGAAAUGGAAAUAAUUAAUUUCAGGGACCUCGAUUUUAGAAUGUGCUAAUAAGCCUUUAAUGAUUCUCCAUACUGCUAGGUUUUGUAAACAUUCAAUCUAUGCAUGAAUAUAAUUCAAAUUUUGAGAUUCUGUGAUUUAGUCUUCAUUAUAAGUAAGGAUUUCGAAAAACGUAUAUCCUAAAGAAAUAAAUGUUGUAUACGUAGAAAUAAAACCAUCUCAAUUUCAAAAUAAAAGAACAUGUACAAUAUAUUUUAGAAAGAGUAAAUGAAAUAUGUGUAAUAUGUGCAAAAACAAUGCCUUUCAUAGUUCAACACUAUAAUUUUAUUCUGCAGUAAAAAUGAUUUACAGCAUUUAUAAAGGAAAUAUUUUCAUUUAACAAAAACUAAAAAGUAUAUGAAAUUCAACAUCAAACGCAGCAGCUGAUGUUUUGAUGCUGAAAAGCUAUAUGCUAACUAUGUACAAGAAGUAACGUGAGAACGACGUCUACUCUUGCGAAUCCGCUAAUGGAAGGAAACUGUUAGCUUUAUAAAUAAUCCGCUAUUGGUAGGAGAUUGUUUACUUU